This is a messenger RNA of Paralichthys olivaceus (Japanese flounder), 1926 nucleotides long. Its product is annotated as relaxin-3 receptor 1-like. Gene Ontology annotation, cellular component: membrane; external side of plasma membrane. NCBI's taxonomy places the organism in Eukaryota, Metazoa, Chordata, Actinopteri, Pleuronectiformes, Paralichthyidae. Gene Ontology annotation, biological process: G protein-coupled receptor signaling pathway; cell chemotaxis; calcium-mediated signaling. Gene Ontology annotation, molecular function: C-C chemokine binding; C-C chemokine receptor activity; bradykinin receptor activity. The record is from RefSeq and is a predicted model, not a curated record.
GCUCCGGUUCGAUCCUCGUUCCCGGUGACAGCAGAGAGUGGGGGGGCAUGAGCCGCGGGCACUGAGCGCACCUGCCCGCGCCGGAAGCCUCUUCUCUCCGGGAGCGCAGCAGGUGAUGCGCCCUGCGGGACUCGAGUCGUUUACCGGAGACGAUGGCGGAGCUGUUGAACCACAACUCCACGUCCUCCUGGAACCGCUCCGCCGCGGGACAGGACCGCUUCAGCAGCCUGGAUGACAUCGACGUGCCGGCGGACGGGUCCCCGACCCUGCGCAUCCUCAUCUCCAUCGUGUACUCGGUGGUGUGCGCCGCCGGGCUGGUGGGGAACCUGCUGGUGCUGUUCCUGAUGAAGGUGCGCCGCGGCAGGAAGAAGCGCUCCAGCAUCAACCUGUUCAUCCUCAACCUGGCGGUCACGGACUUCCAGUUCGUGCUCACUCUGCCCUUCUGGGCUGUGGACACGGCCCUGGACUUCAGCUGGCCCUUUGGAAACGCCAUGUGCAAGAUCAUCCUGUCCGUGACCGUGAUGAACAUGUACGCCAGCGUGUUCUUCCUCACCGCCAUGAGCGUCACCCGCUACUGGUCGGUGGCCUCUGCGCUGAAGGACCGGACCCGUCGGCGGGUGUGCCCUGUGCGCUGGGUGAUCGCGGGGCUCUGGGUCUCCGCCACCGUGGCCUCUUUGCCCACAGCGAUCUUCUCCACGGUGAAGAGCGUGGCCGGAGAGCGGCUGUGCCUCCUGGGCUUCCCGGACGGACAGUCGUGGCUGGCGCUGUACCACCUCCAGAAGAUCCUGGUGGCCUUCGUGUUCCCCAUGCUCAUCGUCACCGUGUGUUACCUGCUGCUGCUGCGCUUCGUCCGCCUGCGCAGCAUGAACAACAACCAGGUGAAGCGCAGGUCCCGGGUCACCCGCUCCGUCACCAUCGUCGUCCUCUCCUUCUUCGUCUGCUGGAUGCCCAACCACGCCAUCACCCUCUGGGGCGUCCUGGUCAAAUUCAACCUGGUCAACUGGGAUAAGACGUACUACAUGGUGCACACGUACGUGCACCCGGUGACCGUGUGCCUGGCGCACACGAACAGCUGCCUGAACCCGGUGCUGUACUGCCUGAUGCGCCGGGAGUUCAGGAAGAAGAUGAAGGAUCUGUUCUGGAGGAUUUCGUCGCCCACCGGGACGAACACCUGUCACAUGCGACCGUUCUCCGGGACCGUGAGAGCGGAGCCGGACGACACGCAGGUGGUCAUCCCGCUGAACAACGUGGAGACGGAGAACUGCAGACUGUCGGUUUUAACGGACCAGUGCGACACGGACGCGCUGCAGCGGUGAAGAGAGUUUCAGAGAAAAGACAAACUGUCGAUGUUUCACUUUAUGAGCCACUAACGAGGAUCAGGGACUCCAGGUCUUCACUGGAGAUCUGUUUCCAAACUCAAGAUCAUGUCUGGGUUCGUCGUUUCUGGAGAAAAAAAAAAUCUGUAAAGCACCGGAGAAAUCAUCCCAGAUGUAAUAAGUGUUUUUAGAUUUUCAUCCAACGGAUUUUAAUGUAUUUUUAUCACAAUUUAAAAGUGUGAAACAAUCAACCACUGUGCGUAAAUUGCGCGUAAAGGCGCGUUGCGUAAAACCAUCCAGCAGCUGCUUUUGUGCUUCACCUGCGUCUGACCGCGCUCUGCAGCGAGGAGCUGAGCGGAGCUGAGUCUGGGGAUGUGAAGGAUUUGUCUGCUGCUUGAUGUCGUUAUUUAGGAGCGGAGGAGCCACGGUCCUCUCCUCCUCCUGCAGGAGGAUCCAGCUGCUGCUUCAAACAUCUUUCUGUGGAGUUUAUUGACGUUCGUUGUGGCUGAUGUGUAAAAUGUACAAGCUUGAGUAACUGAAUGUAAAAAAAAAACUGCCAAUGCGACCUUCAAGUCAAUGUUUGUAGAAUAAAAUAUCUGUGUUGACCUGA